AUGCUGAAAGCCACUCCAGUGCGGAGAGGAUCAAUCGGCAAGGGGGGCAGCAAAGAUGCAAGACGGGCAGAUCGAGCAGACACCAGGCCUGGAGGUGACAAGACUGCCAAGGGCUCAACGAUUCCUGCGAGACCGACGCGAAAAGGCAGGCGAGCAAUCAUGGGUGCUUUGAAGCCGGCGGAAGAUCAACCCGAAGUGACAGAAGAAGCCAAGGCUGGGGUGUUGCUGCUUCUUGGCAUGUACAAGGAGCUGGAAGAUGCGCGUGCUCAAAUCGCGUACACUGACAGUCGCAUCCAUCGUGCGAAGAUCCAGCACGACGGGAGAACCGUCACGACAGGUGAGGAAUCGGACGAUGAGAAUGACGAUGGUGCGCCCGACAUGAAUCGGGAACUACGGCGUGAGGUGCAGCGAAAGCAGCGAGAAUUGAAUAUGUUGAGGAAACGUUGGGCGGAAGACAAAGGAAAGGGCGAAAAAGCUGUGGCGCGUCAUGCCGGGCUUGCUGGCAGUGCAGUAAGGUAUUUGCUGCAGGAUCGGCUCCAGGCGGAAGCUCAUGGAAAUGAAUCGGAGGACUCCUCGACGGAGUCUUCAGACCAAUCUGGAGCAUCGUCACAGGAUAACUGA
Molecule: messenger RNA, 621 nt
Organism: Symbiodinium sp. CCMP2592
Lineage: Eukaryota; Dinophyceae; Suessiales; Symbiodiniaceae
Source: the annotation of a GenBank genome assembly